AUGAUUGAAUCCUGCAAAAGUGCGCAAGAAAUCUCGCAGUUGUCUGCUGAGGGUCAGAGAAUGUUUGCAAAACUUGAAAAGUCCCCGAAACCCAUCGUGGCUGCAAUCAAUGGAUCGUGCCUGGGAGGAGGCCUGGAGGUGGCCAUAGCUUGCCAGUACCGUGUGGCUACAAAGGACAAGAAGACGGUUCUUGGCGCUCCGGAGGUCCUCCUGGGGCUGCUGCCAGGAGCUGGGGGCACUCAGAGGCUGCCCAAGAUGGUUGGCAUACCAACCGCAUUUGACAUGAUGCUGACCGGCAGGAACAUUCGUGCUGACCGUGCCAAGAAGAUGGGUCUUGUAGACCAGCUUGUGGACCCUCUGGGACCCGGUCUAAAAAGUCCUGAAGAACGGACCAUGGAUUAUCUGGAGGAAGUUGCCGUGCACUUUGCCAAAGGGAUCGCCGACAAGCAGAUCUCCCUGAAGAAGCAGAAGGGACUGAUAGCAAAGAUCACAGACUAUGUCAUGUCCAUCGCGUUUGUGAGGCAGCAGAUCUACAAAACUGUGGAGAAGAAGGUCCGGAAGCAGACCAAGGGCCUGUACCCGGCUCCUCUGAAGAUCAUCGAGGUGGUGCAGACCGGUUUGGAGCAGGGAUCUGAUGCCGGAUAUCUGGCAGAGUCACAGAAAUUUGGUGAGCUGGGGGUGACCAGCGAAUCCAAAGCUCUGAUUGGACUCUACCAUGGACAAGUUCAGUGCAAAAAGAAUAAAUUUGGAACUCCUCAGAAAGAAGUGAAGAAUUUGGCCAUCCUGGGCGCUGGUCUGAUGGGAGCCGGGAUUGCACAGGUCUCUGUAGAUAGAGGUCUAAACACUAUUCUGAAAGAUACGACGGUGGAAGGGCUGGGCAGAGGACAGCAGCAGGUCUACAAAGGCCUGAAUGACAAGGUGAGGAAGAGGACUCUGACCUCCUUUGAGAGGGACACCGUGAUGAGUAACCUGACGGGACAGCUGGACUAUAAGGGCUUCGAGAAGGCGGACAUGGUGAUCGAGGCCGUCUUCGAGGACAUUAAAAUCAAGCACAAAGUGCUGCAGGAAGUGGAGGCUGUUUUCCCCCCUCACUGUAUAUUCGCCAGUAACACAUCCGCCCUCCCCAUCGGUCAGAUCGCUGCAAUCAGUAAGAGACCGGACAAGGUGAUCGGGAUGCACUAUUUCUCCCCCGUGGAUAAGAUGCAGCUAUUGGAGAUCAUCACUACAGAUAAAACCUCCCCGGACACCGCGGCCUCCGCUGUAGCUGUUGGGCUGAAGCAGGGAAAAGUCAUCAUUGUGGUGAAGGACGGGCCGGGAUUUUACACCACGAGGUGCCUGGGCCCCAUGAUGGCCGAAGUCGUGCGCGUUCUGCAGGAAGGCGUGUCCCCCAAGAAGUUGGACGCGCUCUCCACCGGGUUCGGGUUCCCUGUGGGCGCCUCCACUCUGGCCGAUGAAGUAGGGAUCGAUGUGGCGGCUCACGUGGCGGAAGAUCUGGGAAAAGCCUUCGGCGAGCGCUUCGGAGGAGGGAACAUCGACUUGUUGAAGGCCAUGGUGCAAAAGGGAUUUCUGGGCCGUAAAUCCGGGAAAGGUUUUUACAUCUACCAGCAGGGAGUGAAGGAGAGAGCCAGCAACUCCGGUACAGAGGAACUCCUGGAGAAAUUCAAAUUGCAGGCCAGACCCGAAGUCUCCUCCGACGAGGACAUCCAGCUGCGUCUGGUCACCCGGUUUGUGAACGAAGCCGUGAUGUGCUUGCAGGAAGGUAUUCUCAGCAAUCCCGUUGAAGGAGACAUCGGCGCCGUGUUUGGUCUUGGCUUCCCGCCGUGCCUUGGAGGCCCGUUCAGAUACACAGACGCCUACGGUGCGCGUCGCGUCGUAGAGAAGAUGAGGAAGUACGAGAGCGCGUACGGAAGCCAGUUCACCCCGUGCCAGCUACUGCUCGACCACGCCAAGGACCCCAGCAAGAAGUUCCACCACUAACCAGUGCCCACGUCGGGGCCCCUGACCAGUAUCUCGGCCCCCCCGAGACCUGUGAUUGUACGGAGGAGAGGGGGAAGGCUUUUGAAACCGCCCCACUAAAGAUUGAAGCCGCGCGUGCCUUAGGCCUACGAUUACUCGGGGGCACCGUGUCCCCCGCACCGAAGAAGCUUUUUCUCGAAUGGAGUUUCAUUUUUUGCACUUGGAGCCGGCUAAAAAGACUUAACCCCCCCGAAUGUCCACUGUGGGUGAGGGAGCGAGGCGUCCGAGCCCCGGCAAUGCGUCCAUUCCAUGCAGCGUGGGCAAUGAUCAAUAAAAUGUUUCGUUUUCA
Messenger RNA from Nanorana parkeri, 2305 nucleotides. RefSeq names its product hydroxyacyl-CoA dehydrogenase/3-ketoacyl-CoA thiolase/enoyl-CoA hydratase (trifunctional protein), alpha subunit (gene HADHA). Gene Ontology annotation, cellular component: mitochondrial fatty acid beta-oxidation multienzyme complex; mitochondrion. The transcript has 16 exons. Gene Ontology annotation, biological process: fatty acid beta-oxidation. Gene Ontology annotation, molecular function: enoyl-CoA hydratase activity; NAD+ binding; long-chain (3S)-3-hydroxyacyl-CoA dehydrogenase (NAD+) activity. Bases 1 to 1977 code for a protein of 658 amino acids. Lineage: Eukaryota; Metazoa; Chordata; Amphibia; Anura; Dicroglossidae. The record is from RefSeq and is a predicted model, not a curated record.